Mus musculus (house mouse) is the source of this 9750-nucleotide messenger RNA. It is a transcript of the gene Ice1, whose product is annotated as interactor of little elongation complex ELL subunit 1. The record is from RefSeq and is a predicted model, not a curated record. The transcript is spliced from 14 exons. Gene Ontology annotation, molecular function: protein-macromolecule adaptor activity. Gene Ontology annotation, biological process: positive regulation of protein-containing complex assembly; snRNA transcription by RNA polymerase II; positive regulation of intracellular protein transport. Lineage: Eukaryota; Metazoa; Chordata; Mammalia; Rodentia; Muridae. Bases 2900 to 8848 code for a protein of 1982 amino acids. Gene Ontology annotation, cellular component: nucleoplasm; Cajal body; histone locus body.
CUCUUUCCUUUGUGGGGAUUGUAGUUUGUCAGGGUUAGCUGUUAGCUGUGCACACACCUACGGGUUUGGGAGCAUUUCCAUGUUGGCCGAGGAUGUCAGAGCUAGUGGAAAGCCCUCUGGGUCUCCACUCUGAGCAUGCUGCUCUGACUGAUGCACAUCUUCACAGCAAUUCAUGGGACUCCUCCCAAGUGUUGAGAGGGUUACGCGUAUAAAUUGUUGUGGCUUUUAUGAUCUCUGAGAAACCUUAUUUUUUUAACUUAAUUUUUUUUCUUGAUUUAAGUGGGACAUAACAUAGACAUGCAGAAUUAGUAAUAGGAGAAUCAUUGUGUGGCAGUGUGGGAUCAGUUGGAUAUCAUUAGUUGUGCUGGUCUAACCUCAGCUCAGCACUCAGGACCUCUGCUCUAGAGCUCAAAUGUCCUUGAGGACCUCUCGUGGAUCUUGAGCCAGUUAAUUCGAAUGGUUUUGGCAGCUUGGUUCAGUGUUAUGGAAACCAUGCACAAUCCCUGUGGUUUCUCAGGGUCAUGAGGUCCACAGAAAGCAGCAUUCAUUCACAAGCUCCUACAGGUGAGUGAGUGGUCCUUUACCUGAGGGAGAAGAUACUUUGACCUCUCACAGGCUUUUCUUCAAAGUUAGGCCCCUGAAAAAGUCAGCUCAAAAUGCUCUAAAUGCUUUCUUAUGUGAUUGUUAGUGUUUUUUACAGGAGUCCUAGUAUUGUGCCCAUGGAAUUUGUAAACAUCCGUAGCCUAGCAGGGUAGUCCAAGGGGAGGUGGGGCUAUCCAUGGUUAUCCCACCCUGUGUCCUUGAUGGCUCUUUUCAGGGAAGAUAGCUGCUGUCUGUCACUCAUCCUCGUGCUGUGGAUUUAGCAGUGAUGUGCAGUUGUACUCCAUGAGGAUAUACAUCAGUGUUCCGUUUUCUCUUCCCACUUAACUGCAGUGAAGGUUAAUCACAGUGCUCUGGCUUAUGUACUCUUGGCUGUGUAAUAUCUUCAGUUUGUUCUCAAGGAAGUGUGAAUCUUGGACUCAGAGCUCAGUGGAGACCCUCAGAGUCAUCCAGUGACCAUGACUUUCAGGAAGUUCUCUGAAGCUGUAUCAGGACACUCACCAGGAAUAUGCUCGUGUGAAAGAAGAAUGCCUGAGAACUGAUGCCCAGAAGAAGAAACUAGAAGCUAAGGUGAAGAAGCUGGAAGAGGCUGCUGUCAAGCAAACUCAGGACUUCAAGCAACUGAGAAAUGAAAAGAAAAUACUUGAAAAGGAGUUUAAGAAGACACAGGAAAGGCUUGAUGAAUUUUCCAAACAGAAAAAUGAGAAGGAGUUGAGACACAUCGGGACACAAAUCUCAAGCGACUCGCACGGAAGCAUAGAUAAGAGGAAGGUGAAAGUUCUCCUGAAGGAGCUGUGGCUCUGUGUGAACACUGCGCACAGACUCUCCGGGGAGGGCGGCAGACGGAUCCCAGGUGAGAGACACUACAGACGCUCCUGAGGCAUGAGUGUGACAGCAUCUGCUACAGGCUUCUGGUAUUUCAGCCUCCAGUGUGUAGCGGAGAGUGGGGACUUGGAAAUGUAUGAAGGAGUGUGACUCUAAACCCCAGCAGAUAACUGUCAGCCUUUGGUAGCAGCUCUCCUCAGAGCACUUGGAGGGGAAACUAAGGCAUGCUUGGCAGGUGUAUGUGGAAGACCAAGUAAUCCUCCUGUCCUACACAAUAGCUUCUUUUAAGUCAUCUUUAUUUUCACACAAGAAUGAUUCCAUCUGAACUUUUCCCCAAUCCUGUUAACAAACUGUGGGACUCAUGGAAAUGGCCCAUUUUCCACCUACACUAGAUCUAGUCUGAGACUCCAUUUCUGCUCAGGACACUGUGCUGGGGACUAGGGACAGAAUGCAUGGCACACUGUGAUUCAGUGAGGAUCACAUCCGUAGUCGAUCUCCUUUGCUUCCAGUUGGCCCAGGGAAGGUUUGUGGGGUUUUGGGGUUUUUUUGUUUUUCUAAUUUCUUCUGCAUUUAGUUCCAGGAAUUCUUGCUUAAGGAAGGCUGCCCCUCUCCUCUCCGCUGCUGACUCUGGUCUGUUUCAUGUCAGGGUAGCUCUCCUGCUUCCCAGUGCACUACAGUCCCUUACUCCCCUCUCCUCUGCUCACUCUGCUGUUUCUUCUGUCUCCCCAGUGCAUUCCAAGUUAAUAUUUACUAGACGCUGCCCCAGAGCAGCUCCUGUGUGCCUCAGCCAUACUUGUCCUGCCUAGGCACUUCUCUGUUCCAGUCUCACCUCUGAAGAGGUCUUGCUCCUAUGUCAAAUACCUGGUGACUACAGUGACCCCGUGGGAUCCAUAUUUCUAGGCUAAAUCAUCAUCAUCAACUGAAGUUCAUGAAACUCAAAGACCCCUCCCCCAAAAUUGUAUAGUUGCCUGUUUGUCACACCAUGCUAGCAGUGUUUGAGGGAGGGAGCACGUGACAAAGAUCUCCAUCCACAAACUGAGUCAGACAGUUUUAUCUUUCUGAACAGUCAUCUGAAAUCAACCAAUGUCAAACCUACCCAUAGGCUUUCUAUAAAAGGUACAUUAGAUUGUUGUUGAAGGGAAAGCGACUUCCAGUGUGUUUAGGCAGUAAGGCCUCUGCCCUGCUGCUGUGCUGUGAGCUAGCCCUGGUACCAUCCACAACCCUGUCCCAGUCUAUGAUCACUUUAGAAGUUGACUGGUGACCUUUUUGAAGCCGUCCACUCAUUUCAAGUUAAUUGUGCUAGUAAUGUGACCUGUUAUGAGGAUGUAAUUUGUGCAUUUCCUUGGCAUUAUUAAAUAUGUAAUGCCUGCUUCUCUCCUGUUCAGAAAAACCUGCCAAAGGAAGCAGUGCAGCCCGAGCCUCUGAGCAAGAUGAGCUGCUCCCAGUGCAAGGUGGCCCUGCCAGGGCCGCAGACAUGCGUUCCUUCUUCUCCAAGCUGUCCAUGGAGAUGGAGGGUGACUUUUCUUCCUCGGAGAGUGCUGAAGAAGAGCUGCCCAGUGGGGCAAGCCCCAGCACUGAGCAUGCUUUUUGUGAGGAGAGGCAUUCUGAAGUCUCAGGGCAGAGGCCUGAUGAUGGCAACAGGACCAACGUCUAUGACCACGAACACUUUUUUGAUGAUGAUCUUCAAGCUGCAAUUGACUUCUUCAAACUUCCCCCUCCUCUUCUGUCUCCAGUGCCCUCACCCCCUCCGAUGGCAUCAGGCUCUUUACCUUCUUCCCUGGCACCUGAAUCCUUCUUUGGAGAGUUCACGGAUUCCAGCGAUAGUGACUCUGUCCCACCGAGAGACUCUAUGGAAUCAGCUUUGGAAGAUUACACAGCAGAGUCACGGGCUUAUUUUGACUUGCUUGAAAAAAUUAAAAGGAGUGACCAAUACGUGAAAAAGCCUGGGUCACUGGAAGCCACCCAGGCUGUAAACAGUCUGACACCUCUUGGAUUUGUUACUGGAAGAACAGCACUGGGAGAACCCUCAGCCGCAGCUUCUCUAGCUCAGGGAAGGCACUGGACUGAAUCAUCUGAAUUUGUGAGGGACAGAGGAGACUCUGUAGAAGAGGCAGAAAGAAUGGUGGAGGCCAGGGAGGUGGAUAAGUCUGUGCAAGUUGGGAAAGGGCUGCUGAAGCAUAACAGAAAACUGUGGCUAGAGAUGGCAUCCAGAGGCCCAGCACGAAAGAAGGAAGCUGGAGCUGGGGAGUCAGAGAUUUGUUUUUCUUCCCUUGGCAAGAGGACCUUCAGUGAACUCAUAGAAUCUGAAGGAAAAACCCUGUCGUCAAAAGCUUUGUGUCCAUCCCAGUCAGAAUUUUCUAAACGGACACUCACUGAUGGAUCUGCUUCCAAGUCACCCUGUGUGACUGGUUCUGGCCGUUUUCAGAGAAGGGAAAGAGAUGUGCGGGAGUCCACUCCCCAGUCAGGCAUAUGUGCAGCUGCAGCAGGUCGUGGCCAUUCGGCUAGGCUUCCCUCUUCUUCCUCUGCUACCUCGGUACCAGUGUCGGUCUGCAGUAACCACCAGACUCCAUGGCCAGGGUGUGUCAGUGUAGGCACUCCAGCAGAAGGAACCUGCACAGAACAAAAGUCACCAACUAGAACUUUAAACACAUUUCUUCUGCGGUCUGAGCCAACAGCAUGUUUCCCAAAAGAAAAUGACCCAGAAAACAGCUUGUCUACUUUGAGUCCAAAGUCAAAAUUAGGAACAUCUACCUUUAGUGACUGGAAAAGCAGGGGCCUGGAAUCUUUCAGCACUUUAAAAAGCACAGCGAAGGGACACUCGCUUCCCCAGUCAGUAUUUCCGAAGCCAACAGGAGGUGGACAGUGUAAAGGCCGAGGGCCAGGCGCUACACUCAUACUGCCUAAGUCAGACUGGACCUCACUGGCACGUUCGCAGGCUGGCUUCACCAGAAGGAGCUCUGGCUCUGCUGACAGUACCUCAUGGCACCGCAGUGAUGUCCUAAGGCGAGGUAGUGGGGGUAGCCCCAGAGCUUCCUCAGAGUACCAGCAAAGGACCAGGCUCCAGCUAGAGAAAGCCACACCGGCCUCACAGAACAGCAGCCUAACAGCUAUGCAUGGACCUUCUGGAGAAAGUACCAUCCCUCCAGAAUCUAAUGCAGCUGCUGCUUUGCUGCCAAACCAAGUGUCAGUCAUAACAAAGCAGGCAAGACCAAGGAGGGUGCUGGGUAGCAGCCUGGAACCCUGGCAGCCACAUGGGAACACACUGAGCCCUGCUGUAAAUGGUGGCAAGGAGACAGGUCUUAUGCCAUCAGUAUCAGCCUGUGUUGGAGAUGGAGACCCCAUAGCACAGGUCCCAGAGCAGAUAGCUGAUAAAGAAACCCCUUCUCCAGAAGUAUCUGUGUCUUGGCGAAACCCCAUUUGUGAUUCUCCAAGCGACUCCUUGCUUGCAGAGAACUUUAGUUGCUCCACAGAUCGUAAGUUACCGUUCUCCUCUGAAGACAACAUCUUCCAAUGUGCUAUGAAUGAACACUUGCAGCAGAAGCCCACGAAGUCUCCCCAAACCACACAGUCAGGUGCCAGUAGGCUGGAGGCUGGGGAGCUGCUUCCGUCUGGGGUGACAUCGGGAGUCUUCCCUGCUGAGCAGGUGCCCCAUGGACCUCAUCACCAGGCAGACACUGAAGCCCCUGUAGUUGCCAGAGAGUCUCAUAGUGCUCCACAGAAUGCCAGUGCACCUCCCGUAGUGCCCAGCAGGGGUCCUCUCAGAGCUCGUGUGCCCACAGUCCCUGUUUGCCCUUCAAGCCUCAGCCGUGCAGAAGAGGAGACACAAGGGACCUCCCAAAGUAGUCUUCCUGGGGCUUCCUACUGCUACACAGGUAUCAGAGAGCGGGGAGAGGAAGACACCGAAGUAGAGGAUGAAGCUGUUAGUUGCAGUGAGGGAGAGCAUGAGGCUGAAGCUGUGAUGGGGCGCAGACAACAGGAGCAAGCGGAAGACUCACAUAGACCUUUGGGAGACCCAGAGGCUGGGGUGGGUGAGGCAGGACACCCCUCAGAUGUAGGUGAUCUGACCUCCGCACUUGAAGAAUGUAACCUAAGCACCCUUCUUUACAUAGACAAGCUUUCUACAUCAGAGGUGGUUAUGGUUCUUGAAAGUUGUCAGUUAGGAGAUUAUAGUUCGAGGGUCUCUGCUUCAGAAUGUGCGAGCAAAGGAAGCCUGAGUGAAGAAAUGAACACAGAGUUAAGGCAAAGUGAAAUCUCCAGAAAGAAGUGUGGGAAGAGGCUCUGGGAAGAAAAGCUACUUAGAGCCUCGGAAGAGUGGGCUGAGUCAGAGGGGGAUGACUCUUGUGGUAGGACCUCAUGCCAGCAUGCUCAGUGUCCUCUGGAAGUGCCAUCUGACGUUCUCACCAAGACCGGGGAAGAACUCGAUACAAACCCUGUGGACUGUGGUGGGACGGAUACCGAGCAUGCAUUGCUUGAAAGUACGCAUCACAGCCAGGCAGCCGAAGAUCUGACAGAAGAUGCUCUGCCUGAGGAAACGUCCAGCCCCAUGCCCCACACUGCUGAGUUGCCUGACCCAUCAGCUGUGGAUGGUGGGGGCAGCUCCCCACUCAGUAGCAGGUCUGACCCUGAGCACAUUCAGAGCAGCUAUGAGGAUGAGCCUAAUUCUGGGGAGUGCCUCAGCAUUGGGGAAGAGGGCCUAGCAGAACCUGGGGAGCUGUUGACCCUGAGUUCUGACUCUUCAACCCCACCAAGGUUAGAGCAAAGUUCUGAUUGUGUGGCAGAGACGGCGUUUCGGUACCAGAUCUCCGCAGUGACCUCCGAGGUUAUAAGUGUACUUAUAAAUAAGGAUCAAGACCUUGUGAUUGAAAAGGGAGACAACUGGACUAUCAUCAGUGGUGUGGCCAUCUCCCCUGGCAUGGAACAAGUAGUUCUAUGUGACACUCUUGGGGAUGCUGCUUCCUCCCAGGAUCAGGGAGGCCUAGAUGACGGUUCUAUGGAGAAGUCCCCUGAAGCCAGCCCUUCUGGCCCUCUACCUCAAGAGCCUCCAUGUGGUGGUGAUCUCUCUGGUGCCCAGGAGGAUAUUUCCAGCAAUGGUCAGAGUGCCAACUUUGAUAAGAGUCGUCUUCGGAACAGACCUGUAAAACCUAGCAUCUGGAUCCGUUCUCAGAUAUAUGACCAGACACUUGAGACCGAGAAAGUUGCAUCUGAUCACACAUAUUAUAACUGGAAAUUAGAGCCACUUGGUAAAAAUAAGCCUCGAUCAAAGAUUUCCAACAAAGAUCAAGCAAGCAAGCUAGCUAAGACACUAGUACUCAACAGAGGGGAAGUGCAUCUGAAUGAAGUCCCUCAGCCAGCCUCAGGGGAAGGAACUAAUAUAAAACUGCCAAGAAGCCAAGCUCAGCCCAUCAUGGCAGGCACAGAUAGGUCCACCCCCACCAACUGUUCUCCUGACACUCUGAGCAAGAUCCGGCAAGAAGUGGGGCCACCACUGCCUCCCUUGCUCCCCCCACUAAUAGCCACGCCUCCAAGGUCAUCACAGACACUGUCUCCUCUGGUACCAAACUCUGGUCCGUCCUCAAGGUCCUCACCUGCUGGCCAUGUUUCCCCCCUGUGUGAAGUUCCAGGGCCUCCUGUGUUGUCUCCAUGGCCUGAGGAACUCCAGCAGGCCUCCCCUCUGGAUCCCUCUCCGUCCCCAUCCACAGCAGCAGCUAGUGGAAGGAUAGUGUCCUCUCCGUUGCAGUUCUGUGCUGCUACACCAAAGCAUGCACUUCCUGUGCCUGGCCGACUCCCAUCCUGCGCACCAGGCCAUGCUGCUGUGAGCGGGCCGCAGCAGGAGAAUUCUGUAAAAAUCCUUGACACCAUGUACCCAGAGUUAUCUGCCAGAGCCCGGACCCUCAGCCUCCUCAAAGGGAACAUGCAGCUCUCCCGAGGCUCCACUGUGGAUGGAAAGGUGUUACCAGGGCGGGUCAGUGCUCUCCUAGGACUCAAAGCUAUAACCUCAACAUCAACUGCAUUUGUCCUAACGGGGGGCAGCUCUGGUGCUGACGGUAGCCAAGGUAAGUCACAAGACUCGGGUGUCCAGCAGGAUGCAGGUGGGAAAAGAACACUAGCAGUAUCCAUGCUGAGGAGUGCUAAAAGACUGCGCCUGGACAACAAGUCCCCAGAACCAGACACCAGGGAGGUCACUGGGGAAGGAGUCCCCGAGGACCCCCAAGGAGGAAGCCCACUGGCUGAAGUCGUGCCAGCUGAGGAAGAGCAAGCUGAUGUCCCAGUCUGCAGUGCAGCUUCACUUCUGCGUGUAAACCCAAGGGAGAUGGCAGAGUCAUAUAACAUAGCCAUAACUCGGGCUCUGAGGAAGAUUGCCGAGUCCUCCUUCGACCUGCUACCUGUCAUUCGUAGUCAUGUGUAUGUGGGAAAUAUCUCCAAAAAGCCUGUCAUGAGAGAUCAAGAGAAAGAAGUUGUUUAUGAAUUUAGCACAACAAACAAGCAUUUAGGAGAAUACUUACUUCGCUCUAUUCUCUCAGAGCUAAAGAUUCAGAAGACGUCUCUGGACCACAGUUACAUCCAUGCACUGUGCAGAGUGUAUGUGGGCAUUUGUCGGCAACUUGGAGACUUGGAAAGAGCUCGCUUGUUCUGUUACAGCCUUCUGAAGGAAGAUUUUCCAGAAUCUGAGAAGUUGACUCUGUUCAUUGCCAACAUGUGGCGUGAAGUAUUUCUCUCCCAGUCAGCCAUUAGUGAAGCGAUGCAGCUGGUUGCCAGGCAGCGUGCCAGAGGAGAAGUUCUGAACUGCUUGAGAGCUUUCCUGAGCUGGGAAAAGAAUGCUCCUAUAGAUGUUGGAAUCGUAGUUUCUAAGCUGCUUUUGACCAUACAGCUGUGCCCGAAAACAGAAUUUCAGUCAAGUGAGGAGUUUGGCGAAGACCUAAGUGCAAACAUAUGGGAAUACAUAUUUGCCAUUGAUCUCCUCUGCUGCCACCAGAGGUGGAUCUGGACGCAUGACAACAUCAUAAGUAAGGAGCUGUGGCCUGUGAUGGAUAAGUGGAUCAAAUACAGAAAAGGACAUUCAAACAUCGCGUACACCCCUGAUGUCAUUGUCGCGUCUGUGCUGAGACUGAUUGGUCGAUUAGGCCAGUUGGGUUUGAAGGAGGGGUUUCCAACUGCUGUGAAGAAUAUCAGCUCGGUUAUUGGUAUGUUCAUACAACAUGCUCAGGAUGAAGAUAUCCCAUGGGGUGUACAGCUUGCAGCUGUGUAUGCCCUUUGUGACUUGAGUCCUAGCAAUCCAGCAGAGAUAUCCAAGAUUCUAGAAGCUUGGCGAACACAAACUUCCAACGCUAUUCCAUCCGCCAUUGUCCACUGUUUGGAAGAGGUUGGCUCUCUGAGUGCUGAUGGCUCGGCUGGCUGUACAAGCAAAGGAGACUCUGCACCCUGAGAGCUGGCUGUCAGCUCCCUGAGACAGGAGGCUUACCGGAAGGUCACGAUCACUGCAGAGAGAAGGGCUUUAGCCAGCUCUACUGUAAAGCUCUUGCCUUCUUUCAGCAGAGAACGGCAUGAUGCAGAUGACAGGAGCGCGCCUCGUGGUCUGAUGAGGACAGAGGCAGGCAGCUGCAUUUCCCCCUAUACCACAUGCAUUUCAGUUAUGACUGUAUGGUCACAGACAUAUAGAUUGUAUUAUUGUAUCUUGGUCAAACAACAAAAACUUGAACUUAGCCCUUUUUAUUUCUUUGGCUGCAAAAGUGUCCUUUUUAGUGGCUUUUAAAGGUUGAGUGGCAUUUUUUAUAAUGAUCUUAAACAUACAAAAACAUGGUUUGGUACCUGAGUCAUUUUUAGAGUUUAUGCUCAAGUAAAUGGCUAGGCAAAAGCAAAUUGUCUUUUAAAACAAGAACUAAGCAAGUCUCUCACUGUUGUAGCUGGAAAUGGCUCCAGAGGUUUAACCACAGCAUAGUGCGCAGCUACCGUAGUACCAUAGUAGGACAAACUUGGUGGAAGUGUAUGUGAGUGUGUUUCUUCCCAUUUGUAAAUGUCCUGAACCAUAAAUUACUAUCAGGAUUAACUGACAGAGCAAGACUCCCAUUUGGCUGUGUAGAGAUGGCCAGUCUGAGGGAGCAUCAGAGCCCUGUGGGCUGUGUGCAUAGGGACAGCUCUGUGGGGUGUGUGCAUACAGACAGUGCUAUCUAUGAUGUGUCUCACAUUGGAUGAUAUUCCACUUUCGGAAUUUUUUUAUUUGUAUAUAGAAAUGGGUUUAAUAACUCACUGUGAUUCUGAUUUGUCUUAUAUUCAUCAUUUCUUAAAACUCUUGUAUGUGUUUUUAUAAUAAAAAAUAAAAGCAAGCCA